GUCGAAUUCAGCUAACCUUUACAGGAUUCUUCCCUCCGUCGUUGCCUCCUCCGAUCUCCCCAACACCAAUCCCACUGAGGGUCGCCAACAUCUGAUUCUUCCCCAAUCACGCGACGUAGAUUGCGACCUCGGCAAAGAUGUCGAGGAUCUCGUCCAAAGCUCAACUCUAUGAGGUAAUCCCCGUCACCGUUACUGUUGUUAUAUUUUUCAUCGUCUAAUGUGAACCCUGCCACAGCGGGUAUCACAACCAAAGACUUUGCGUUGUCCUCUGAUCCUGAUUGCUGCAAAGUAGAGAUUGUAAUUUCAAUGAACUCCGUGGCAGAAACCAAUCGGUGGAGAGUGACGGUCGCAACGCAAUUGACGAUAGUAGUCUAGGGGUGAGAGGAGACAAAUCCCACACAACACAAGACAACCCAAAACCCAGAUUUGGAAUUACAUAUCAGGAUCGAGCUCGUGCCAGUGGACAGGAGGGGAAGGGAGACCGAGAUCGACGCAGAUUGGGAAGGAUGAAUGAAACUAAAGUCGGAGAUGUUUGGAGUUCUUUCGCCGAGCCACAGAGAAGAUCCCAACUCGAUCGUCGGAGAAGUUGGGUCUGUGCGCCAAUCGAGCUACGGUCUCGACGAAUGGACCUUCGAUUCCCCAUCCCCCGGAACAACCGUCAUGUUGAAGAGAGGCAAUGGGGCGAAGAUGGAAAUGUCGCCGAAAGGAAGGGGUGCGGCGAAGAAUGAUUUGAGUUUCUGGACUGAUUUUGGUCGAAGAAGAAUAGGGAUAUGGAGUAGGGUUGGUGGUAGGGGCACUAUUAUGUCGUAUAGAGCCUACCUAGUAAUAGCGUUUUGGGACCAGAUUUUAAAAUACUUGCAUGUUGGCAGAUAUUUCUAAUUUCUUAAUGAGCCUAGCAUACCGUUUGGUAUAAAUGAAUUCCAUAAGUUUUGAGGAAUUCAUUCUGAAAUGAAACAAUUUUGUAUUUGGUAUUUUAAAGAAUUAAUUUCCAAUUCUAAAUUUUAAAUUCUAUGAAAUUGGAACCAGUUAUAGCAAUUUCGAGGAAGACGAAAUUUCUAAAUGAAUUCCACAAGUAUUUACUAAUUAUAAUAAAAUGACAUAAUUAUCCUCUUUUAUUAACUAAAUCACUUAUACAUGUACAUACCAAACACAGGAAUUCACUUGACAAUGAAUUCUACAUGACAAUUCAUUUUAUUUGAAUAUGACGUACCAAGCACAAAAUUUCAUUUGACAAUUAACUCUAAAUAGUAAUUCAUUUUUACAAUGAAAUGAAUUUUCGAUUCAUUAGAUACCAAACGGUCUGUAAUUUAUAAUUCCCAAUGUCCAAAUCCUGCAUUUUUUGUAGACUUAUCAAAACAAAGAAAUGAGUUAAAAUCUGGGAGGGGCCCAGGUUUGGGCCAAAUCCCUCACCAAAUUUGUGAAUCCAAACGACCCCAAGAAAGAAUUUGAUAACAAGCCCAACAGGGAGAAGGCUCUGUUUCUACUUCUAGUUAGGGAUGGCAAUGGGGCGGGUUUGCUUAAACCAUCCCCAUACCCAUCUUCAAAUACCCAAACCCAUACCCGCCCCAUACCAAUGCGGGGGAAUGUUUUGCAAACCCAUCCCCAUAUCUGUGGAUUUCGGGUACCCAUGGGUAAUACCCAUACCCGUACAUCCAAGAUUAAUAUACCUAAAACUUACAAGAAAAGUUCUAAUUAUAAUUCUAAACGAACAUAUUAUAUCAUGAAGUCAAUAAAACACGGUCAUUUUUUUAAUAUGGUUCAAAGAUUAUGAUCCUAAAAUAUCCAUUAAUACAUAAUAUAGAGUAUAAUAUUUUUCAAAUUAUUAUGUUCUAACUCUGAUACAUCUACUAAAUAAUAAUUAACUAACAUAAUCUUGUUGACAAGGGGGAAAGUGAAAGAGUGAAAUGAGAAUUGAGAGAAAUGAAUUAGAUUUUGAUUAAGGUGGUCAAUCAAUUGCAUUUCUACUAUUUAUUUUCUCAAGUUAUCCUCAUCGUCAUUGAUAGAUUAUAAUUUGAUACACAUAUUUUUUUUAUAUAUGAAGAAAUUAUCUUAGUGGGGCGGGGGCAGCGGCGGAUCCAGAACAGAGAAGAGCACUGGGCCGCAUUUCAUUAGAAAAUUAGAACCGUAAAAAAUAUAAUGAUUAUAG
This is a messenger RNA of Linum trigynum, 2146 nucleotides long. The record is from the annotation of a GenBank genome assembly. NCBI's taxonomy places the organism in Eukaryota, Viridiplantae, Streptophyta, Magnoliopsida, Malpighiales, Linaceae.